Solenopsis invicta (red fire ant) is the source of this 3899-nucleotide messenger RNA. It is a transcript of the gene scny, whose product is annotated as ubiquitin carboxyl-terminal hydrolase 36. Lineage: Eukaryota; Metazoa; Arthropoda; Insecta; Hymenoptera; Formicidae. Gene Ontology annotation, cellular component: nucleus; cytosol. The transcript has 7 exons. The record is from RefSeq and is a predicted model, not a curated record. Gene Ontology annotation, biological process: protein deubiquitination; regulation of apoptotic process. Gene Ontology annotation, molecular function: cysteine-type endopeptidase activity; cysteine-type deubiquitinase activity. Bases 723 to 3365 code for a protein of 880 amino acids.
GAACCAUCUUGCGCGACGUCCAAUUUUCCCGCGUGCUAACGAAGCGCUCGCAGGAAGCCGUUCCACGGAGAUAGCAGCGAAUGCAAAUGGCUGUCACGGCCGUGUGUGCGUGCUCGCCUAUCGUGUCCGCGUGUUCGACGUGCGAACGUAUCGCGAUAUCGUCGCGCGCGAUCGAUAUGUGAUGACCGGCGUCGACCGUCGGACAUCGAGCUGGUGCUGUUUGCGCGCCGCGCUGUAAACGUGUCUCAUCCGGCUGCGUCCGGCAUUACCGCCUUACGUACGCGUGCACGCGGGAAAUCCGUUCGUGACGGGUGAGAGACCGAAGGUGAGUGAGUGAGUGAAUGAGUGAGCGAGUAAAUGAGUGAGUGAGUGAAGGGGAGAGAAAGAGAGAGAGAGAAAGCGCUAUCAGCGAGGACACGCGCCCGCUCGGCCGCUCGCGCGCUUGCACGUGUGUGUGCGCGCGACCUCCGCAGCGGCAAACGACUCCCGCACUCCCGCCCGCCGCCGCCCGGUAGCCUCGUAUCCACUGUCGCGUGUGUCGAGACUGAACCCGCGACAUCGCGCGCGAUUCCGCCGCCCGCGUGUCAAAAACUGAGGAAGCUCCACGCCAGAUGGUCGCCGCGCUCGUCUCGACGGUAACCCGCCCGGUGAUCGCUGUACGUCAGCGAGCAGGUGUAUCUGCUUAACAAAGAUUAGGAUAGAAAUUUCGAUCGGUGAGCAAAAUGCCUGCGGUCAGCGUCUGCGAUCCUAUCGCAGCCAGGCUCCAUUGCGUUCUGAACAGCAGUCCGUCCAAGACCACGGACGAUCUGUCGCUCGAGCUUGUGAGCAAUGCCUCACGGAUCAUGCAGACGGAAAUCCGUUAUGAAGAAUUAAAGGAUUUCCAGGCGACGAGUCAGGUGCAAGCUAACUGCAACAUUUUCCUCAACUUGUCCUCUUCUGAGAAUUUAGAAGGAAACAAAGCAAAGGAUGGUGUAGGCUUCAAGAAGAAGAAUGAUGCGAGCAAAGGACCAGUUUUGCCAGAACCGGCUGUCACUCUGUACUCUCCCAAGAAUGUUCAUCUCGGGUGGAAAGGCACCUGUCCAAUUGGAGCUGGCAUGUACAAUGUCGGGAAUACCUGUUACCUAAACAGCACUCUCCAGGCAUUGUUUCAUGUUCCGGCUCUCGUCAAUUGGUUGCUGUCUGACACACAUCAUAAUUCCAAGUGUGAACAAAACAUUUUAGAUGGCGGUGGGGAAUGCCUUACGUGUGCAAUGGCCAAGACUCUACAGUUCAGCCAUCAGAAGUCUGGUGGUGCGAUCAAGCCGUUUUACAUAUAUAAUAAGCUAAAGCUCAUAUGCCGAACUAUGGUGCCUGGACAACAAGAAGAUGCUCACGAAUUUUUACGCUAUUUAUUGGAGGGAAUGGAACGCGCGUAUCUGACUAGGCAUAAAGCGACUAAAUUGGAUAGCUACUCUAAGGAAACAACUCCUAUUAAUCAAAUAUUUGGUGGCUAUAUACGUACUGAAGUAAAGUGCCUGCAAUGUCAACACGUAUCUACCACGUUUCAACACUUUCAAGACUUACUUGUGGAUAUACGAAAGGCAAAUACUCUGGAUGAAGCAUUAAAUAGUUACUUCAGUAGAGAACAAUUGGAUAACAAUGACUAUAAAUGUGAAGCCUGUAAAAGAAGAGUUCCUGCCACCAAACAAUUCACGUUGGAACGCCCGCCAAAAGUGUUGUGUGUACAGUUGAAACGAUUUAGCUUUUUAGGGGGAAAAAUAUCUAGACACAUUGGUUUUAAACAGACUAUAGAUAUGGGCCAAUAUUUGUGGAGAGAACCAUGCGAAUCUCCUAAACAGCUAACUUAUAAACUCAUGUCGAUGGUGACGCACAUGGGUCCCUCUGUAAAUUGCGGCCACUAUACGGCGGUUGCGCAAGUGUCGAGCGGUCAAUAUUAUUCCUUCGACGACUCUUGCGUUCGUCCAAUAAGCCUUAAUAAUGUAUUAAGUACAAACGCGUACAUAAUGAUUUUCGAGAUGGAGAACUAUAGCCAAAAUCAACAGAACGCGAAAAUGAAUGGCAUAGCAUCCGCGAAGAAUGUGCCGAAUUCGCUAUCGAAUUCUACGAAUAAGUCUCUCAUAUCCAAAGCCUCAACGUCAGGUGGAUGCUCUACGAAUGGAUCGUCAAGUGGAUUGUCAAAUGACCUCGGUAAUUCGAGUAAACCGACGUUAAUUGGUCCGCAACUCCCGCCACAAAGAAAUAUAGAAUUGAAUCUUCCUGUACAAAAAUCUAAUGACACUGUUAGUACACAAUUAUCACAGAAAAUGCAAGAUAAGACGCAGCCAAGACUAGUUGUACACAUUAAAAACGGAAAAGUUCUAAAUGGAAACAGUUUGGUGCCCUACGAUGGUUCCAGUGAGGAAGAGGAUAAUUAUUCUCCUGGAACAGGGACUUUGAAAAAUCAAACGUCGAAUACCACAUCUCGAAUUAAUGUUACGAACGGUGUGCCAAAAUGCCUCGCGAAAGAUGUAGCAAAAACAACCUCCAAUUUUAAAGAAUCACCGAAAAUUAAUUCCAAGAGUAAUACCAACGGCGUAUCGACAACGAUGAAAGUUACGAUUGUAGACUGUACAAAAACGCAAAAUGGAUCUAACAGUAACGGUCGAAUAAGUACAUUGAAACAUCAAAAUGGGAAAAUAGAAACAAAUGGUCAAUCGGAGCAGCGCGAUAAGGAUAAGUGGCGCCAAACCAGCAAAAUUAAAAAUGGACAGGAAGAGACUGUAUCUACGAAGGCUGCAACCAACAACUUUAGAAGCUGGACAAUCAUGGAUGGUUCCAAUCACAGUGGAUCAACCAACGAAUGGUUGUGCGCUGAUAAUAGGGAGGAUACUAAAGCAAGUCAAAGUGGUCAUACGACACCGAGUGCUGCGGCUGUGCGCGAUUUUAACGGUACCAAUCGCUCGGAUCACACUCUUUCAUAUUUAAUGAAAAUGUCUCAUCGUGGAUAUGGCAGUUCCUCUGUAACGAGUUGGAAUGGCAAUAGAACGCAACUUGAUCACGAUGUCGAUAAUGAUAGGAGAGAGGAGCGUAAACGUCAUUUUAAUGCAGACGACGACGAGAUAGAUAAAGGUCGGACAAAGAAGGUCAAGAAUCACACAAAUCGUCGGUCAUACGAAGAGAGGUCUAGUACAAGUUACAAUUCAUUCCAAGAGUACCAAAAUAAAACGUGGAAUCGAUCACUUAACGGUUAUCACCAUCAUCACCAUCAUCAUCAUCAUAAUAAUCACAAUCACCGAAGAUAUUAUAAUACCUCUUACGCGCGAUCACGGCACGGGAACAAUUAUAGACCGCCACAUUAUAGAUAUCAUUCUCAUAGAUAUCCAUAGAUAUCGCUAACGUGCUCACUCUUGCUGUUGAUAGCGUGAGCGACGAUGGCAGAAGUGAACAGAGAAAGAUUUUAGGAUAUCGACAAUUUGAAGAGCAACCCAUUUUAAUAGACUGUGUGAUUCAAGCACUGAUUGAUUUUCAUUUGUAAAAUAAUAAUCAUUUUUCGAUAUGAAAGUGAAUUUAGAAGUAAACUGUUGGAUUUUGACAGUUAAUACAUUCAUUCAAAUCUCAUGAUGAUUCAUUUAUGGUGAUUCAUUCAAGAAACAUAAUACAUGUUCCUGAUAAACUUGUGGCGUUUUUUACCUCUGUUGCAUAAGUUUGGUACACAUGUAUAUUGUACGAAUCGAUCCAUGGGGGAUGAGUAUCAAUUGUACCAUUUUGUGUUCAGUGUGGAUUACUGUAGAAAAUUUUUUCUGAUCAUGAUAUACAAACAGCUAACUGUAGUUUUAAGACAUAUUCACCAUUAAAUUCUCAUGAAAUCUUUGCAAAACAAGUUUAUAUGCUGAUAAAUAUAAAAAUUAAAUUAAUAUAAA